AUGGCAAAAACUUACGAUUAUUUAUUCAAAUUACUAUUAAUUGGAGAUUCUGGUGUUGGUAAAACAUCUAUAUUAUUUAGAUUUUCUGAAGAUGCAUUCAAUAUCUCUUUCAUAUCAACCAUCGGUAUUGACUUUAAAAUACGGACGAUAGAUCUUGACGGCAAAAAAGUAAAAUUACAGAUAUGGGAUACUGCAGGACAAGAAAGGUUCCGUACAAUAACUACAGCUUAUUACCGAGGUUCCAUGGGUAUUAUGCUUGUUUAUGAUGUGACAAAUGAGAAGAGUUUUGAAAACAUUAAGAAUUGGAUUAGAAAUAUUGAAGAAAAUGCCAGUGCUGAUGUGGAAAAGAUGAUACUUGGAAAUAAAUGUGAUUUGGAUGCUAAAAGACAGGUAUCAAAAGAGCGAGGUGAACAAUUAGCAAUAGAAUAUCAAAUUAAAUUUGUAGAAACAUCAGCAAAAGACUCAUUAAAUGUGGAAUAUGCAUUUUACACUUUAGCAAGGGAUAUAAAGGCGAAAAUGGAGAAAAAACAGGAGGCAAGUAAUCCGCCCGGUGCCCGGAGUGGCGCGCACCAACUGAGAGCGAACGAGCAGCAGCGCAAGCCCACGUCGUGGCUGUCGCGGUGCAGCGUGCUCUGA
Messenger RNA from Parnassius mnemosyne (clouded apollo), 636 nucleotides. NCBI's taxonomy places the organism in Eukaryota, Metazoa, Arthropoda, Insecta, Lepidoptera, Papilionidae. The record is from the annotation of a GenBank genome assembly.